Messenger RNA from Anopheles marshallii, 657 nucleotides. RefSeq names its product mitochondrial transcription rescue factor 1. The coding region runs from base 1 to 657 and encodes 218 amino acids. The transcript has a single exon. The record is from RefSeq and is a predicted model, not a curated record. NCBI's taxonomy places the organism in Eukaryota, Metazoa, Arthropoda, Insecta, Diptera, Culicidae.
AUGUCGUUCAUUUUACGCCAAAUAGCCUUUUCAUUUAAGAGCAACACGUUUGCAAACGUUCGCGGCGGUUUGUGUGCGCUUCGUUCCAGCUCGGUGCCGCGGAUUCCGCACCACAAUCAACUGUACACUGGGCGACCACCGUCAACAUUGCUGGCGCAUCAACUAUCAGCAUUACACAACCAACAGCAGCCGGUGCGUGGUAAAUCGAAGAAAUCAGGCAAACAGGCGGCCCGCACUGUCGAUGAUGACGAGGACGAGGAGCAGGAGGACGGUGGGGACGAGUACGAGGAACUGCUGCGGGACAAACAAACCCAUACGGUUCGUGUCACGGUGAACUCGAUGCGGGCGGAUCUGCUACUAAAGGCCGGUCUAGGCAUUGCAAGGAACAAGGUGGAAACACUGUUCUACGACAGCAAGAUACGGCUGAAUGGGAAGCGGUUGAUGAAGAAGAGCGCCCAGCUAGAGGUGGAGGACGAGAUCGAUGUGGUGCGCGGACCGAGUCCAUCCAAUCCGGAUCAUUUGAUCGUGUCACGAGUUGAAAUCCUAACGAUUACGCCCCGUACGGAGAAUCUAUCCGUAACGCUGCGACGACACAAAUCGCUUAUAAUCGAAAACUACAAGGACCACGGUUCGCACAGUGACGGUCAGGACAAAUAG